Molecule: messenger RNA, 3253 nt
Organism: Linum trigynum
Lineage: Eukaryota; Viridiplantae; Streptophyta; Magnoliopsida; Malpighiales; Linaceae
Source: the annotation of a GenBank genome assembly
AUCUCAAAGAUGAUGGCUACCGACUCAAGAAGUGGACCCCCUCUCUGGUAUAAGAACUUCAAACCUCUUUCAAUGGGGGCCAACCCAUCCAAGAUAACAUCAUCAUCGUACAUGAAGCCCUUCAUCACUUCAAAAACCAUAAAAUUGGGUAGAAGGAGAGACAUGAUGCUCAAACUGGAUAUAAAAAGGCAUAUUACAUGGUUGACUUAUACUAUUUAGAAACUCUUCAUAAGAUUCUUACGCACUAAUGCCAUAAGGGAAAUUCUAUGUGCCCCGAAAUUAGAAGGGGGAUUGGUAUUCCGAAGCUUUAGAGAUUUCAACCUAGCCCUGUUGGCCAAACAAGCUAGGCGAUUGCUUACUAACCCGAAUUCCAUCUGGUGGCAUCUUCUGAAAUGACUUUAAUCCUCGGGAGGCAACUUCCUGUCGGCUGAAAAAGGAAACAAACCGUCAUGGAUCUGGACAAGCCUCUGGGAGGCAAAGAAAGUCAUUAAUUUAAGAGUAACAGGUUCUGGGGAUGAUACAUGGAUUGAUCAAGAUCCUUUGAUACCUUUCCUUCCUAAUAUAAGCAAGGAGAGUGGAUCUCAGGAACAGGUAAAAGCCAAAGAAUGGAUUGAACCUAGGGAAAGAAGAUGGAAUACUCACCUCUUUUAGGGUCACGUCUCGAAUUCUGAACUAGAAGCUAUACUGAGGUUUCCUAUUGGGGAGAGAACUCAUAAGACUUUUGGGCUUGGAAACUUACAAAAUACUAAGGAAACACCUUUUUAGUCAAGACGGCUUACCACGAUCUACAUAUGGCCACCUUUAACUCCCAACCCAUGGGAGACACUGACAAAUGGAAGUGGAUUUGGAGCUUAGACCUUCAUCCUAAACUCAUUUUCUUCAUUUAGAAGUGCUCUAGAAAUGGUCAGCUGGCAAUGAAGGAGAGUCUCCUCCAUAGAAAAUGCUCCCCUAACUCGACUUGACCAGUUUACCAAAACCCUAAUGAGUCCCUCCACCAUGGUGUCUUCGCGUGUGGUCAUGCGAGUACCUCCCGAAACACCAUUUUUCAUCCCCUCUCCCUUCUCAUGCUACUACUUUCGUCGACUUGUUAUGCUCACUCAAAGAUGCUACCAUAGCAACUUCCCUAAUUCAUAUCAUAUUCAUAUGCUGGAAUAUCUAGAAGGUGAGAAAUGAAUGUGUUUUCAAGAAUCGGGCACCUUGUCACCCAAUGAUUGUAUGCAAGCCUAUAUGGACUUCAUUGAGUGGACGAUUUGCCGGAUGUUACCCCACCACGACUCUCAUCCUUCUCGCCCUAGGGGACCCCAUUCGCUUACUUUCCCACUGCCAGGUAAUCACACUUUGGUUUUUCACUAUGAUGGUCGUUCAUAAACGACUCCCAACCGAUGACAUAUGACGUAGUGGCUCUUAACCAUCAUGGACAAGAGUGUGAUGGGCGAGCUAAUACCCUCCUUUGUUCCACCUCGAUUGAAGCAGGAACGAUAACCCAUUUGGAGGGCAUUAAAUUAGCACGCGAAUAUGAUUAUGUGUUUGUGGUUCAAUCAAAGUGUCAAUUAUUAGUCAAAGCACUCUCCUAAUAAUUCCCAAGUUGCCAUGGUGGGGAGCAGGCUGGAACUCUGGAUAGGAUCUAUGGUCUCAAUCCUGAGAAUGAACCUUCAAAUCAAGGUCAAGGCAGUGUCAAAUAAGUUGAAUGUUAGAACUGAUUGGAUUGCUACUAGAUCGUCUCUGGUUAAUAUUCUAACUCUAAUUUCUUUAUUCUUAUAAAAAGAUAAUCUUGUUUCUUUCUCUUUCGUUGGUAGAAUAAAAUUUUCACAUUAUCUUAGCUCAUAUUUCCUCUCAGUGUCCAUUUCAUAAACCGCCAAUGGCUAGAUGAGAUGAUCCUCCAGAUUCUAUUGGUAUGCACUUGCUAAAUGCUAAACGCCGCUUUGACUUUGGAUUAAUAAAAUGGAGUGAGCUCACGGUCAAAAUAAAAACAAAAGUCCUUUCUAAUUUCUGAAUUAUUUUAUACCCAUUGGUGGUACAUGGCUCUAGGUGCCGGUUUUCUGUCUCGGUCCUCCGUGGAAAUAGGCCAUUGCUUGCAGCUGCUUCGGCGCCAGCCGAUGCACAGUCUGCUGCAUUAUUAUUACACGCCAGACGCCACUAACCUUGUACACUAGAGUAGAGUCUUUCUUUGUACCAAAAAAAAAUAAUAAUAAAGAGUAACAGAAAAGUAACAACAAUUUUUCGAGAUACGAGAUCCGGUGAUGCUCAUCAGCAGAUUUCUCCUGACAAAGAUGUGACACAUCAUCCAUUUAGGUACACGACGUCAUUUACUUGCAACUCACGCAGGAUUCUUCCUUUGACCGUUAAUAACCAAACAGUCAACGCUGCGACCAUCGUUUUGUGUUAACGGCUUUUCAUUCUUCUUCUAUCCGUUAGGUUUUCAGGACUACCGGGCUUAAACUAGAAAUGGGCCAGAGCCAGGCCGAGGAGGAAGGACGAAUCUUUUCUACUGGAUCCGUUGAUUCGGCCCACUUUCAAUCACUUUUUUUUGGUUGCCUUUUGAAUUUCAAGCAGCAAAUGCUUUCCACUACCUGCUCUUCGAACCAACGGAGGCGGAACCCGAAAGAACAAAGCGAAAAUCCCACCGGCGCGGCGGCGGGCGGCAAUGUCUCUUUCUGCACUGAGUUCGGUUUCUCCCGUCGGAGCAAAUCUCUGCUCCAGCUCCCGGAAACCCCACCUGGUCGCGGCGCAGUCAAGAAAUCGGCGGCAUGUGUGGCGCCGGAGGAAGUUGACAAAGGAGGAUGAUAUGCUGCGAGUGAAACUGGGGAGAGUUCCAUUCCUAGAGGAGCAAGUGAGGAAGAUCAGAGAAAACGGGAAGAUGCUGUCGUUCGACAUAGAGUGGCUGAUGAAGAACGAAGACAACAAGUACGAGUUCGUCAACGAGGUCGCGGCGGAGGCGACGGAGUACAUCGAGCGGAACAGAGAUGACUAUGGCGGGAACAAGAAAGCCAUCCUUCACGUGCUAAGCAACCGGAUGAACGAUGCCGGGUUUUACCGGCCGGAGGCUUACGAGGUUUCUGAUCCUUUCAGGCCUGGACCUGAUUACUUGAAGGAAGAGUUCACCUGAUCAAAGACGCAAUGUUUCGUCCCCACUUCUGUGUGUUUGUUGCAGUAGCAGAGUCAGAGUGGUAGAUGAUGUAUCCCAGGGGGGAAAAAGGCACUUUCUUAGUAGCAGCUGCACAACUCUGUUGAUUUGCAAUGAUUUAUUAUGCGU